Molecule: messenger RNA, 498 nt
Organism: Heterotrigona itama
Lineage: Eukaryota; Metazoa; Arthropoda; Insecta; Hymenoptera; Apidae
Source: the annotation of a GenBank genome assembly
AUGAGAGAGAGGUCCUCGCACCUCGCAAGGUUUCGGCAGCACUAUAUAAACGCGUCCAUUAGACUAGCUCUUUACAAGCAGAAAACAACUCCGAUCAACAUGAACACUUUGUAUUACGUUGUCUUCGCCAUCGUUGCGGUUUCCGCGUACGCCGCGCCAGUGGACAAUAGCACACCAGUGCCAAUUCUGGCGUAUACCGCCGAUGGUCCCAAUCCGGAUGGCUCGUACGACUUCAACUACGAGACUGGAAACGGCAUUAAGGCGGAGGAACACGGUCAACUGAAGCAACUGAACGAGACGAAUUCAGUGAUCGUCGUUCAAGGAUCCUAUAGUUAUUCGGAUGCUGACGGAGCUCCUGUUGCCCUGAGCUACGUCGCUGACGAGAAUGGUUUCCAACCAAAGGGCGAACACCUUCCAACCCCUCAUCCGGUACCAGCUGGAAUUCUAAGAGCCUUGGAAUACAUCGCUGCACACCCUGAACAAGACAAUGCACGUUGA